Messenger RNA from Xenopus laevis (African clawed frog), 8990 nucleotides. RefSeq names its product serine/arginine repetitive matrix 2 S homeolog (gene srrm2.S). The coding region runs from base 251 to 8395 and encodes 2714 amino acids. The transcript is spliced from 15 exons. NCBI's taxonomy places the organism in Eukaryota, Metazoa, Chordata, Amphibia, Anura, Pipidae. The record is from RefSeq and is a predicted model, not a curated record.
ACUAAACCGCGCGGCACGCCGGGACGCGCAGUCCGACGGGAGGUGACGUCAGCGAGCUGCCUCUCUGAUUGGUGCGAUAACUUCCACCUCCGCUCCCGCUGGUCACGUGGGGGAGGAACGUACAGCGCGCACCUUGUGUGGAGUGGCGCAGCGAAGUGUCGGUGCCAGGCCAAGGAAGCGCAACCCGUAAAGCAGCCCGGAGGCCGGGAAAGGGUCACUCCAAGGCCGAGCCUGACUCCCGAGGAGCACAAUGUACAAUGGAAUUGGACUCACCACCCCAAGGGGAAGUGGUACCAACGGCUACGUCCAACGCAACCUGUCCUCCGUCAGACACAAGAAGGACAGGACCGAUUACAAGUCUGAGGAGGAGCUGAAGAAGCUGGAAAACCUCUUGAUGAAGAAACCAAACCAGGAUAUUUUAGAUCAUGAGAGAAAAAGGAAAGUGGAGCUGAAAUGUUUGGAACUGGAGGAGAUGAUGGAAGAGCAAGGGUACAGUGAAGCAGAGAUCCAAGAAAAAGUGGCCACCUUCAGACUGAUGUUACAAGAGAAGGAUCUGACCCAAAGCAAAGAAGAAGAGAAGCAGAAGGCAAAUGUUUCAGAGACUCAUCAAAUGGCUGAAGCCAACGAGAAGAAGAAUGAGCGGCUGCGCGCUGCUUUUGGAAUCAGCGACAGCUACGUAGACGGAAGCAGUUUCGACCCAAACCGAAGAGCUGCUAAUGCAGCAGCCAAACCGCAGGAGCAGCAGAAGCAGUACAGUCUGGUUGAAGAUUCUGACAGUUCCCGCUCCCCAUCUCCUGCUAAACACAAGAAAAAGAAGAAAAAGAAAGAUCGAGGGCGGUCUUCAAGUCGCUCUCCCAGUCACAAGGACAAGAAAGCCAAGUCCCAUAAGCACAGAUCUGACUCUAACUCUAAAAAGCAGAAGCACAGCCCAAAGAGCAAACGUAAAACCAAGGAGAAGAAAAAAAAGAGAUCUCCUAGUGCCUCCCCGAAACAGAGAGACGUUUCCUCCUCCUCUUCAAGAGAUGAAGCCUCGCGCAGCAGAUCAAGAAGCAGCCAGCCAAGAAGCAAAUCUGAUCGAGCCAAACAUUCAAGCGAUGCAAAGGAGAGCCCAGCCAGAAAAAGAUCUGUCUCUCCGAAAAGAAAUCGGAGAAGUGACCGAGGCCGUAGUCCAGUGGAAAAACCCUAUAAUGAUAAAGUUUCAAGAAAAGAGUUCGUUCAUCUGGACCGUUCUCUUUCUACAUCUCCUCCUAAAAGACAUACUGAAAAAGAUGAGCUACAAGAUUUUGAUAAUGAGAGGUCCCGGGAAAAGAGCUCUAGAUCUGAAAAAAAAUCAUCCCGUCUGCAAGCUCAUGAAGAUUCAGCCAGUUCCAGCAAGCUGACCAGAAAGAGGGGCAGACAGGAGAGUCCGCAAGGGCAUGAACGCUUCUCCAAGGAAAGAGUGGGAGAGAGGGUAUCAAAAGUAUCUUCUCCAGAGCCCAGGAAGUCCCCCAUCGGAAAAUCUACAAAAGUGUCAAGGAGGGAUAGAAGUUCUUCUAGAAGCAAAAGCUCUCUACAGAAAUGUAGAGAGUCCCCUUCAAGAUUUGACAAAAACUCUGUAAACAGGCGUUCUCCUGUAGCUUCUAGCAAGAAGCAUUCACCAAGUGUUCAUUCCUCUUCUCGUUCAUCAUCAUCAUCUUCUUCUGGAACCUCUGAAAGUGUAAAAUCCAGUCCGUUAAGAGCGAAAAAGAUUGAGGGAAGAGGCAAGGAGAAUAAAGUCACCAGAGCUAAUCUAAGUGCAAGAGAUGGUAAACCUUUGAGGUCAGUGAGUCCAAUAAAAGAAACAAAAUCAAAGGUUUCUCCAUCUAGGCAAAAUACUCAUAACAGCAUUUCCAGGAAGAGAAGUGUAUCAAAUAGUCCCCCUAGAGGUGUUAAAUCAAAAACACCUCCAAAAAAAUACAGAUCUCCUUCAAACACACCUCCCAGGAGGGCUCGAUCGAAAACUCGUUUAGGAAAAGCCAGAUCUCCCUCAUAUUCACCUUCUAAAAGGACACACUCUCCACAGCGGAAAGCUAGGUCUCCUAGUGAUUCACCAAGAAAAGAGCGUGUCCUGUCUUCUCCAAGUAGAAAUCGAUCAAGAACACCACAGCGCUGGGCAAGAUCUGUUUCACAAAGCCCCCCACGAUAUCAGAGAGAGACGGACAGAUCUCCUCAGGGACAUGGAAAACGCAGAUCACCACAGCGGAGGCUGGACACAUCAAGAGAAAGCAGGGAAACACAUAAGAGAGAUUUUUACAAGCAGGCAUCUAAAAGGCCAAAUUCUUGUUCUAGAUCACCGGUUGGAAAUACAAAAUACAGCAUGGGAUCACCUCAGAGGAGAUCUCGUUCUAAGUCUCCAUACAUUAAACCAAGGUCAAGAACUACCUCUCCAACUCGGAAAGCUAGAUCACGUUCUAAGUCUUUAAAUCAGAAGAAGAGCUCUAGGUCUCAACAGAGACAGAAGAAAUCACGAUCCGUGACUCCUCGAAAUAGAGGUAGAUCACGCUCCACAUCAGUGCGGCAGCGUAAAGUUUCACCGCCCUUGACGACAAAAGAUUUGAGGUCACGUUCCAGGUCACCUGUAAAGGACACUGUAAAAUCCUGUUCUAAAAUUGUUUCCAGGCAUUCUAGAUCCCUUAGUCGUUCACCUCUGAUAAACAAGUCCCGUUCUCGAACACCAAAAAGAAAAGGGCGAUCCCGUUCAACAUCUAGGAAGAAACAGUCAUACUCCAGAAUAACACAUACAAAGAUGGUGUCUCCCAAUCUGCGUGAGGUCUCAAAAUCUAGACAAAAGUCCUCUUCACGCUCUGUGUCACCACAGCAAAAAUCAUUCACCCGCAGAUCUUUGUCACCCAAGAAACGUAGCAGUGGGCACUCUAGAGAUAAUCAAAAGAAAAUUGUUUCAAGGUCGCCCACUCCAAUAAAGUCUAUGUCCAGAGCAGAGAGGGCAAAAUUAGACUCUAGCAAGCAAGGUUAUAGCUCUUCACCUGAGCCAAGAGUAAGAAAUAGAAAACUGAGUCAUUCUCCUGAACAGACAAAAACAUCUGUUGGCAAACCGUCCUUGCAAAAAGAGCAUUAUCGUCGCAGCCAUUCAAGGUCUCCUGCAUCUCGGAAGUCACAUGGAAAAUCAACAGAAAAUGAUCUCCCUGUCAAAAAAAUCUCUUCUAGAGCUAGCAUAAGUUCCAGAGCACCUUUAAACCGAGGUGUGUCACCGUCUCCGGAACGUAAAGAGCUAGUUCAUCGUCGGUCUCUGGAAAUCAAGUCACGAGAAUCAUCUAGGCAAAGCCAGAGUGAUUUUUCAAGGUCUUCAGCAAAAGCGAUAGAAUCUCAGUCUAAUAAGAUGCUUACUCAAAAAGAAAGAUCAAGAGUGCCAUCCCCACAUAGUCACUCUGGUUCUUCUUCAGAACGUGAGAUUAAAUCUAAGACACCUCCAAAAAAAGGAUCAUCUGGAACACUUGUGGGGCGUAAAAGCAAACCAGAGACCUUUAAAUAUAAAGAUAAUUCAAGGUCCUCUUCAGAAAGUAAAUCAAGGCUCAAAUCACCUCAGCGUAAGCACAAGUCUUCAGAACUUGUCAAUAAAAAACAUUAUCAGCGCAAAGCCAGGUCCAGCUCGACAUCCUCAUCACAUGAUUCUAGCCGUUCAAGAAGCAGGAGCAGGUCUGGAUCUUCAUCAGAUAGUUUGCAUAAAGGAAAACCAUUACAAGUAAAAACAAGUUCAAAAGGGAAACCUCAGUCUUCACGGGUUAGUUCUGGUUCCUCUUCAGAACAUGAGUCGCAAUUAUCAAAGGAAGAAAAGGUGAUGAAACCCAAGGUUUAUACUAGGUCAUCUGAUGAUGAAUCUAAAUCAAAGAAACCACAAACCAAACCGAGAUAUGAAGAGUCUCUAGGAACUGCCACAAAAUCAAGGCUACCAAAACAUAGAGAUGGAGCAAGAUCGUCUUCUGAACAUGAACAUAAAUCUCAAUCCAUACAGCACAGAGCUAGUUCAGCCUCUUCUUCAGAGCGUCUGCUUAAAGCAAAAGUACCUCCACACAGGCCUAGUUCUGAAUCAUCAUCGGAACGGCAACCUACUCGGGCACGUAAAAGCAGAUCAAGUUCUGGAUCUUCUGAACGCCAGUCUGCCACUAGUCUAAUGCAACAAAAAAAAUCUGUGUCCUCAUCAGGUCUUCAUUCUAAAUCUAGACCAAUUCAAAGCAAAGCAAGCACAGAGAAUUUGAAUCCACAAACUAAAUCCAGACCACCGCAGAUAAAAAACAGUUCUGGGUCAUCUUGUGAACGUCCACCUACAACUAGGGCACUGCAGAGAGAGCGUAGUUCUGGAUCUCCAUCAGAUAGAGUUAAAAGUAGACAAGCCCAGCAAAAAAGUUCUUCUGAAUCAUCAUCUGAACAAGAACAUGAGUUUAAUCAAUCUCGUUGCAAAGCCACUAGUACUUCACCAUCACAACAUUCCAAAAAUUCAAGGUUGUCCAAACGUAGUAGUUCAGAAUCUGUUGAAAGAGAAUAUAAAUCUGGUCCACCUCGCCAUAGAUCUAGUUCUGAAUCUUCAUCAGAUCUGGAUUCUGGGUCAAGGCGCUCUGAAUCUAAAGAAUUACCUCGAUCGGACCGGCAAGAUGGAUCUAGACAUCCUAGAUCUAAAGACAGUGUUCAGUCAUCUCAGCGUGAUACAGAGCAUAAAACAUCUCAACAAAAACUUGUUUCUAGAUCAUCAUCUGAAAGUGAUGGCAGACCUAGGACUCCCUCACAAAAACCUGUAUCUCCAAAAUCCCCUCAAACUAAAAGUAGUACAGAACAACUGAAGAGAGAGAAAAAACAGCACACUGGCAGGUCUGAAUCAUCAUCUGAUCUGGAAUCGUCAUCUAAAACACCCCCACAUAGAACAUCUCUACCGGUACUUAGCUCUUCCACUGAUGCACUUAUACGUAGAUCGAAGUCUCCAGCAUUGACCACAAAAUCUGACCUGUGGCAGACAUCAAGUAUAGGAUCACCACUACAAAUACCUCAGAAAUCAGCCUCACCUCUUUCACAUAAGGAUACAACUUCUAAAUGGUAUAAAACAAGUCUCCAUUCUGAAAAUAUCGGGACUGAAUCAUCUGCUUUUGCUGGUGAAUUGUUGGUACAAUCCAAAUCAACGGAGUCUGAAGACCAGUUUUCACUGUAUGCAGGUUUGGUUCCACCUCGUGAACGUGAUGAAACAAAGUCUUCUCUCAAGGAAAAUGUGACUGAUUCCUUAGUUCAAGCAGGACUCUGUCCAGCUAUAAAUCGGUCAGAAACUAAAUUGGAUCUGCCUCUUUUAAUUGAGAGUCCACAGUCUGAUUCAAAUUUAAAGACUUCUUUGACACACCCCAGCAUGGAAGAGGUAAUGGCUGAAACUGAAAUGACACAAUCUCAAUUAACUGAAUUGUCCCCAGGCCACAAUGAAAGUCAGAAAUAUCCACCCAAGAGAGGGAAAUCUGGCUCGUCGUCAUCCUCCUCCUCUUCUGCCUCCUCCUCCUCUUCUUCAUCGUCGUCAUCAUCCUCUUCUUCCUCCUCAUCCUCCUCCUCUUCAGAAGAUGAGGAAGAGGACUCUUCAAAAAUGCAAAAUAUUGUAAUGUCACCACCUGCAAAGAGGUUAAAGAAAACUGAAAAACAGUUAACAUCUUCACCAUCUCCUAAGCCUAGAACUCUUGAAAACUUGGAUUGUGAUAAAUCUAUGUCAUCUGCACCUAACACACCAGAUGAGGCUAGCAAAAAAAGUAUACGUUCACCAGAACAGAAAAAAACAGAUACUGUACAAUUACAGGCAAGCAUUAGCUCUGGAUGUGAAUUAAAGUCACCUACAUUGUCUGGUACAAACAAUUUUACAGAAUGUUGCCUUGAUUCUCCCCUGUCAUUUAGGGACAAACUUGCACCAAAAAAGAGAUCUCCUAUUGAAAAUAAAACAGAGUCAGAAUCACCAAUACCUGAAGACAAGGAAUAUGAUGCUACUAUUCAGGUUAGCAGCCCAGCAAAGUCACAUGAGAAAGAUACUGGAGUAUCCCCCAAAAAUACUAGUUACAUUGCAGUGGCUAAUGAGUCUAGCAUAAGAUUAGAAAGAAGUAUCUCAAGGUCUCCACCAAGGAGUUUCAAGGCUGCUCUGUCACCAAACAAGUCCCCAUCUCUGGUAACUUGUAAAAAGGCAGACUCUAGUCAGUCUCAAAGCCGGACACCUUCCCCUGAUAAAUCUGAGAAAAGAGACUCCCCCCUUCAAAAGAGAUCUACUCCCACAAGGAAAAGUUCUAAGUCUCUAAGUGCAGAUCUUAAGACUGAGAGCAAAAAAUACAGCAGCUCAGAUUCAUCGUCUCAAGACAGCAGUUCUGAUUCUUCAAGUGACAGUGAACACAGCUCUUCAGAAGAGGAGUCAACACAUGUACGUGUAGAGUCCUCUCCGAGGAAGGACACUAUCCAAAAUACUCCUCCAAUAAGGCGUAUUGCAUCCCCAGACCAGAACAAAUUAUCUAUCCCUCUAAAACACGAACAUUUAAGUAAAAAAACAGGCAAAGCUGACUUAAGAAAGAGUCGUUCAGUUUCUUCUUCCAAGUCACCUGUUAGACAGCAGGUUCGCUCACGUUUGGCAGGCAGGGAAUCACCGAGACAGAAACGACGAUCCCUUUCAAAGUCUCCAUCUAGAAAAGGAAUAUCUAUAACACCACCACGGCGCAAGGUUAGGACACCUCCCAGAGCCUUUAGAUCUCGCUCCAGGUCAAGGGGUGAUAGACGGCGUAGAGAGCGAUCAAGAUCGUCCCCGAGGCGUUAUCGUUCACCUUCCUGGCAGGAGCGAAGACGGUGGGGCCGCCGCAGAUCUCCAUCAUCAUCUAGACGAGGACGCUCUAGAUCUCACACAAGGACUGAGAGAUCUUGGCGUACACGGCGAGGCCGUUCUGGGUCUUCCCCUUGGAGAGGUAGAUCAAGAUCAUUGUCUAGACAUGAAUCUUCUCGUUAUCCCCGCCGUGGUAGAUCCAGGUCUUCCCCAAGAAGAAGAUCGAGAUCUCCACAUAGACGAGAUAAACAAACAAGUUAUCGCAGGGAAAGAUCCGGCUCUUCAAGGCGAAGGCGAUCUCGGACUCCACAGAGAAGGUCCCGUUCUCCUGCAAAGAGAGCCAGGUCCCGUUCACCUGAUAAAAACAACACUUCACAGAUCUCUAAAGUUGUAGCUUUGCCCAGUAAUGGGCAUUCACCAGCAGCUCUUCAAGAGAAAUCUCAUGCUAAUAAUGAGACUCUGAGGCUGUCAGAAAAAUCUAGGCUGUCUCAAAAAAGUGACCUUUCCCCUGUCCGUACUUUAAGCGCAGCCUGUAAAAGUCGUUCAGCCUCCCCAUCUAAUUCCACUACUCCACAGAAACCUAGUAUUGCCGUUUCAACCAAGCUGAAGUCCCCAUCACCCCAACCUCUUGAAAAACACAACAAUAAACUGGGAGGAAGUCUAGACACUAAGCAGAUUGGGUACGUAAAAGAUGUUGCUCCCAACAAGAGAGACUCAAGCCUACUCUUGACUAGAGGUAAGGGUUCACCUGCACAGCCAGAGCAUGUAAUGGAUGAAUGUAGUAGGUCUCCAUUAAGACUACUUAGAGAACCAACUGCCCCAGAAACACCUCCAGCAUCUAAAAGUGGGGAAGACGGUUCAGACGAAAUUUUCCAGGAUCAGAAAAAAAAUAGUAAGAUGGUUUUAAGUAUAGACUCCCCAAAAGAUGAGGCUUUGACAUUGACUGAAAGCACAGCCUGUACAAUGACCGCAAAUGUAGAAAAUAGAAAGGAGAGACUCUCAUCACCUUUACAUCCAUUGGCUUCACCAUCUUUAACCAACAAGUCGAGGAGGCAGAGUAGUUCAUCAGACAGCUCUUCAUCCUCAAGCUCGAACUCUAGUCCCAAGAAGCCUUCUGUGGAUCCUGGGAAUGUUCCUGCUGUGGAGAGAGUGCCCAGCCCUAUUCCAGCAGAACCCCCCAAAGCAGCAGAGCCCCCUGUUCCUUCAGAAAGGAAACGAAACUCACGGAGCCGCAGCUCAUCCACUUCAUCUUCCUCCUCGUCAUCCUCCAGUUCCUCUUCCAAUUCGGAUUCCUCCAACUCUUCGUCCUCUUCCUCAAGCUCUUCGUCUUCUUCCUCCUCCUCUGCGUCCAACAAAGCCAGCAGCAAGAAGGACACAUCUCCUGUUACUAGAAGAUCGCGCAGCCCACGGAAACCUAUUGACUCUCUGCGUGACUCCCGUUCCCUUAGUUACUCUCCCGCAGAACGAAGGCGCCAACCAUCUCCCCCAUCCUCACGAAGGAGAGAAAGGGAUUCUGGGAGGAAUCCAAAGUCACCAGAACGGAAGAGGCGAAAGGAUUCACCCAACGCCAGACACUCUAACAGAAGAACUUCAAGGUCUCCAUGAUCCAUUUACGUGAAGGAAGUUGAUUAGACGUUUCCUCCAUCUGUAAUGACUAUGGGACUUGGUUAAUUUGGUGACCUUUUUUUGCCUGCGAGGGUGCAGACUAUUUACUUUUGAGUGCCCAGUACUGCUUUUUUUUUUUUUUUUCUUUCUUGGGGUGGGGGAUCUGAGGCAGCUGUGACUGAUAAAGGAGGCCUGUGACUCCCCUGCACCCACAUUGUGUCUGCCUGCACUACACUGGUACAGCUGCAUUCACUCUGGGAUUGGCUGUCUUGCCCAUAUGUCCUGAGGAUCUUAAACACGGAAGAUGAAAUGUGAGCUUGCACCCGUCUCACUCAAUUGGUGCCGUCCCUUACAGGUGCACCCACCCAGCCCUCUACUGUGAGAUGCCAUAGAGACUGCGUAUUUACCCCCUCCCCCCGCAUCGUUAAGGUUACAUCACUAAGCCCUGCCCUGCUCCCAUCUUUCGUUCUGCAUCAGCAAUUUCGUAAUAAGUGAAUUUAAAAAGUGAGACUUAUGUAAUGUGUUUAAUUUUUUUCUUUUUGUAAUCUGUACAGCGAGAGAAUCCUUUCUGUCAAUAAAAGAAUAGGCAAAACCA